CAGAAGACAAAUGAAGAGAGUCCUGUCAAGACGUGUGUUGAUAUUGUCUCAUUGUUGUCCUAUUUUUAAGUAAAUUAUAUUAUUUAUUAAACUGUAAUUUAAAAAAAAAAUCUAUACAAUUAAUUCAAUGGUUAAUCAAGUAAUUAUUCCUCAAUCGAAAUAUGAAUUAUUAAUCGACAUACAAAAACCUCGUUUGAGCAAGCAGGUUCUUUGUCUUGCCCUAACCUUUUCAACAGUUGGGGCAUUAUUCAUAACUCGCACCUGGGUAGGACUGUCAACUGCUAGAUCAACGAGGGAAUUUGUUGUUGGGGAGAAAAUUGAAAAUGCCCAGAUUACUGCGUGGUUACAUCGGUCACGGCUGUACGCCGAGUCGACGAAGGAGAACAAGAAUUCGUCCAGGAAUGCAAUCGUUAAAUCAACCGAUGAUUAUGCCAAAGAUCCCACAGGGAAAAAGUUGGUCUGCUAUUACUCCAUAUCAGAAAAAAUGAUGAACACGACGGAAGAACUCAUUCCGUCGCACGUUGACCCUCAUAUUUGUACGCAUAUUAUCGUGGGUUUUGCAAGCGUGGUAAAUUGCACUUUAAAUUUAGGCAAUUACUUAUGGGUUUAUCGUGAAAUUGCCAAUCUUCGAAUUAAAGAGCCAAAACUCAAGGUGAUGAUAAGUGCAGGCGGAAUAAAUGAGGUGAAUUCUGGAUUUCCACAAAUGGUCAGAACACACGCAAAUAGAAAAAUUUUUAUCAGAUCAGUAUUAAAUAUAACAAAGACAUUGGAACUCGAUGGACUUGAUAUCGAUUGGGAAUUUCCAGCAUGGAAUGGAGCGAAUAGUCGGGAAAAAAUAUUUUUUGUUCAACUUCUUCAGGAGUUGAGAAAGGAAUUUAGUCGCAGUGAUCAGAAAUUACUACUUUCUGCUGCUGUCGCAGCUCCAGAUUCCAUUAUUGAUCAAAGUUAUAAUAUUCCAGAAAUAGCCAAAUACGUUGACUUUGUGAAUUUAAUGUCAUACGAUUAUCAUUCCUAUGUGUGGUAUUAUCCAUUAACGGGUUUAAAUUCACCAUUAUUUCCACGUUCAACGGAAAAGGGAUUUUUGGCGAGUUUAAAUGUUAAUUAUUCCACAAAUUAUUGGAUAAUGAAGGGCAUGCCAAAGGAGAAAAUUAUUAUUGGCAUUCCAACUUAUGGACAUUCCUAUAAACUCACUAAUCCAAGGAAUCAUGAUGUGGAAGCGCCGGCAAAGGGAAUUGGUUCACUUGGCGACGAUAGUUUUGUGCCAUAUUACACGGUUUGUCAAUUUCUUCAGGGAGGUGCAAAUUUUAAAUUUCUCAACGACAGUCUCGUGCCGUACGCUUAUAAAAAUGACGAGUGGAUAUCGUACGAUAAUAUUGACAGCGUAAUUCAAAAAGCAAAAUGGAUUAAGUCAAAUGACUUCGGAGGUGCCAUGAUUUUAUCAUUAAACUGUGACGAUUGGAAUUCGACGUGUUCGAGAAGUGAAACAUUUCCUUUAAUUCGAGCAAUUAAACUUGCUCUGAAUUGAAAAAAAAAAUUAGUUCAAUUUAUAUUUAUAUAAUAACAAUUAUUAACAAUAGACUGUGAUUUAACUUCUAUUGCAGUUAUAACAAUCCGUAUGAAAAUUCAAUUUAUCAAUUUAUUAAAAUAGAAACAAUAUUUUCAAUUUUCUCCAAUUUUUUUCUUACGGUACAAAAAAUUAAUUUAUUGAUCUAGAACA
Messenger RNA from Leptopilina heterotoma, 1717 nucleotides. RefSeq names its product chitinase-3-like protein 2. The transcript has 6 exons. NCBI's taxonomy places the organism in Eukaryota, Metazoa, Arthropoda, Insecta, Hymenoptera, Figitidae. Gene Ontology annotation, molecular function: chitin binding; chitinase activity. Bases 128 to 1525 code for a protein of 465 amino acids. The record is from RefSeq and is a predicted model, not a curated record. Gene Ontology annotation, biological process: chitin catabolic process; carbohydrate metabolic process. Gene Ontology annotation, cellular component: extracellular region.